AUGGGGCCCUACACAAUCCGAGGGUUCCUAACGCUCUCUGUCUCUCACCCCUUACUCACAAAGACCGCUCUCCUCAUCCUCGUCUCCUUAAUAGUCUCCCCAACGACGUCCUCAAGUUCCUCCUCCAACGACUCCUCCCCUGACGACAAUUCCUCCUACUCAAAGCGAGGACUCAUCUACAUCUCCCCAGACUCCUCCGACUACGACGUCCUCACGGAUCCAGCUUCGCCUUUGACGUGGUACUACAACUACAGCCCAUGGCCCUCAUCCAAUCUAACAAGCUGGACCACCAACUUCGCACCCAUGGUGCACGGCACGACCUCUGCCGCCACCGACGUCGACACCAUAAAAGCCGUCCUGAACGGUUCUGCCGGGGUCCCACUGUCAAAUAGCCCCGACCAACCCGGCAACAGCAUCACACAUGUCCUCAGCUUCAACGAGCCCGACGGCGACGAAGAUAGUGGAGGCAGCGACUCCUCCCCACAGCACGCGGCUCAAGUCUACAUCGACACGCUCCUCCCGUUGCGCUCAGAGCCAUGGAACUUGAAACUGUCAUUGCCCGCGACAACGGGUUCGCCUAGGGGACUUGAGUGGUUACGCGACUUCAACGAGUCGUGUCACGAUAUACAGGACAGUGGUUGCGAAUUCGACUUUGUCGCGACGCAUUGGUAUGGAGAUUUUGCAGGCAUGGCGAGCUGGCUCGGCCAGAUCCACGAGCUCUACCCGCAGAAGGAUGUGUGGGUGACGGAGUUUGCGAUCGCGGGGCUGGACGCAUACGAGACAGAGGCGUUUAUGAAUCAGAGUCUGCCGUACUUGGACGGGCUGGACUAUGUGAGUCGGUACGCGUGGUUUGGCACGUUCAGAUCGGACGACGCGAAUGAAUGGACGGGCGACGGGGUAAGUAUGUUGGAUGACGAUGGCGCGCUGACGGCGCUGGGAGCCGAGUAUCUGGGAGGUAAGGCUGAUGGGUUUGAAGAAGGUAUGGGUGGUGGUGCCGCUGGUGUCAGGCACAGCUUUGGAUUACUGGUUGUAAGUCUCAUGACGGCGCUAAUGACGGCGUUUGCAUCAUGA
Rhinocladiella mackenziei CBS 650.93 is the source of this 1071-nucleotide messenger RNA. RefSeq lists its product as uncharacterized. Lineage: Eukaryota; Fungi; Ascomycota; Eurotiomycetes; Chaetothyriales; Herpotrichiellaceae. Gene Ontology annotation, cellular component: fungal-type cell wall. The transcript has a single exon. Gene Ontology annotation, biological process: fungal-type cell wall polysaccharide metabolic process. The record is from RefSeq and is a predicted model, not a curated record. The coding region runs from base 1 to 1071 and encodes 356 amino acids.